AAACGAAGAUUUAUAAUCGAAAGAUUGUUAAAUUUUUUAAUGGCACGCGUAUAUUUUUACUGAAUAUCCAAAUGAAUCGUAUCGUUCCAGACAAUGUUAGACAUGGUGUCACCCAAAGACAAGUGGAACAGUCCAAAUAGCUGGCACCGAACACCCGAGUCGAGAGUGAGACCAGUGUGGCUAAUUCAAGACACGACAAAGAAGCUCAGUUCUUGCCGUUUCUUUAGUGAAUAUAAUAGUGUUAACGCCUUAAAUACAUGUGGUUAAGUUACAUUAGCGGUGGAGAUAUGAUUAUUAUGAGCAGAAGUUGAUCUGAACCCAGAGGAUGCUAGAGUCAUCAUCAGAGUUCCCCCUUUCCCUGGAUAAUUUGUUCUUUGACAGACCAGUGGUUCAUAAAGUGAAACCAUUAUGUCAGGAGAAGAGCGUGUGGAAGCUGGAUGCCGCACCCGAAAUUUCAGCAAUCCCAGCAACUCAGGAGCUCCAGAAAGAGGCAGAAAGCCUGGCUUCUACAGCUUACUCUCAGAAGACAAAGAAGUUUUUGACGCCUUUACGAAGACCCGGCGUCAGCGUAGGACGGUGUGUUCAAAGUCUGACAGACGAAGCAGAAACCCAGCAGGUGUUUGAAGUGUGGAGGCCUGAAGUGUCUGUGUCUGGAUUCCAUCCCACUGUCAGUAGGCAUCAGGGCUGCCCUGCCGCGUCGCAGAAUUCGGGAGAAAUUGGACAUUUUCAUCCCACUGGUGCUAAACUCAUAACCCGGUUAUUUAAACCGCCCAUGAGGAAGCUCGACAGCGUUUCCGUUCCAGCAACGAACCAUCACUGUGUCAGUUCGGUUGCUACAGCGAUGGAGCAUCCACUCCUGCCUCACGCCGUGGCUGCUUCCUGUAGCCCUUUCGGAGAGUUCAGCCAGACGGAGGGAUGCAGCAGUCCACAACAAAACUGCUCUGUUUUUCACCCUCUCACUCCCAAGCCUGUUCAGAUACAAGGUGAUAUGGACUCAACAUGCACAGAGGGUCUAAUCAAGAUUAAAAACCAACCAACGCUGCUGAGUCUGAUACACACACACACACACACCAUGUCAGUGUCACUGAUGUGCUGAGAGUGGACCACCACCCAGAUAAUAUUUGCUCAGAGCAACAGAUGGACUAAGAAGUUAUCUAGAUUGUGUGUGGAAGGGAUGAAAUAGCCAAACGUUGGUGGACAAAUCUUAAUGAAAUGAUCUAGCCCACCAAGUAAGUAAACACUACAGUGUGUUGCACAGUCCCAUGUUUUGGAGGCCCAGAUCCUUAAGUGACUAAUUGGCUUAAAAACAGAGAAUGCUAAUGAAAAAAAUAUACAGUGAGCUAAAAAGCUAAAUAAGCGUGGUGUGGUUUUCUGUCCUUGCAUCACACAUGAAUGAGACCAUUCUAUUCUUUACUACAAGGCAUCGUCAACUCAGUGUAUCUUAAUAGACAGACAGACAGAUAGAUAGGUAGGUAGGUAGGUAGAUAGAUAGAUAGAUAGACAAAGAUGAAGAUAGACAGACAGACAGACAGAUAGAUAGAUAGAUAGAUAGAAAAAACAUGAAAGAUAGAUAGACAAAGAAUGAGGAUAGAUAGACAGACAUAGAUAGACAAAAAUGGAGGACAGAUGGAUAGAUAGAUAGAUAGAUAGAUAGAUAGAUAAAUUAAGCAUCGUGUGGUUUUCUGUCCUUGCGUCACAUGGUACACAGAGAUCAUUCUAGUCUGCAAACAUCAGACUAAGUUCCCUACAAGUUAAUAAACCUGCAUCCUAAUGAUGAGAACAAAUCUUUUAUUCCCACAUGAUUUAAGGCACAUCCGGACCAGGGAUCCUCCGUCCCGUGUCUGAAAUCCCUGUUAAAUUCAGGAGCGUCUUCAGCGAGUUCCCGUACUUCAACUAUGUGCAGUCUAAAGCGCUGGAUGAUGUUCUUUACAGCAGCAGGAACUUUGUUGCGUGCGCUCCCACCGGCUCGGGGAAAACGGUGCUGUUUGAGUUGGCUAUCAUUCGAAUCUUAAUGGAGACAACGGAACCUUGGCAUGAUGUCAAGGCCGUCUACAUGGCGCCCAUUAAGGCUCUUUGCAGUCAGCGAUAUGAAAACUGGAAGCAGAAAUUCGGGCCACUGGGACUGAACUGCAAAGAGCUGACAGGAGACACCGAGAUCGAUGACUAUUUUGAAAUCCAGGAUGCCCAUCUCAUCAUGACAACACCAGAAAAGUGGGACAGUAUGACGAGGAAGUGGAGAGAUAACGCUUUACUGCACUCGGUCCGGCUCUUUCUGAUCGACGAGAUCCAUGUGGUGAAAGAUGUGACCCGAGGAGCGACUCUGGAGGUUGUGGUCAGCAGAAUGAAGACCAUGCAGUCGUACCGCAUGGCUGAAGAGCCACACUCAAAGACCUGCAUGAGAUUUGUAGCAGUCUCAGCCACCAUCCCAAACCUACAGGAUAUAUCCGAGUGGCUGUCGGACGAAUCGGGUCCAGCCGCGUGUCUGAAGAUGGACGAGAGCCACAGGCCAGUGAAACUGAGGAAAGUGGUGUUGGGAUUUCCGUGUGCAAACAACCAGAACGAAUUCAAAUUCGACCUCUCUCUCAACUACAAGAUGGCCAGCAUCAUUCAGACCUACUCCGACCAGAAACCCACGCUGGUGUUUUGUUCCACGAGGAAAGGAGUUCAACAGUCUGCUGCUGUGCUCGCCAAGGACACCAGAUUCAUUAUGAGUAUUGAUCACAGACAGAGGCUGAUGAAAUAUGCCAACUCUAUUCUCGAUACCAAACUCAGAGAUCUAAUAAUGUGUGGCGUGGGGUAUCACCACGCUGGUGUCAGUGUGUCGGACAGGAAACUGGUCGAAGACGCGUUUACAGUCGGCGACUUGCCCGUCCUCUUCACUACCAGCACUUUGGCGAUGGGUGUAAACCUGCCAGCUCACCUGGUGGUGAUCAAAUCCACCAUGCACUAUGUGGGCGGAGCGUGUGAGGAGUACAGCGAAGCCGACAUGCUGCAGAUGAUUGGUAGAGCGGGCAGACCACAGUUUGACACAUCAGCCACUGCUGUGAUCAUGACUCGAUCUCAGACUAGAGAGAAGUACCUGCAGUUAGUGAGUGGUUCAGAGACCAUAGAGAGCAGCUUGCAUACAAACCUGGUAGAGCAUCUGAAUGCCGAGAUUGUCCUUUACACCAUCUCUGACGUGAACAUGGCUUUAGACUGGAUUCGUUCCACGUUCCUCUACAUCCGAGCUUUGAAGAAUCCCAAACACUAUGGUUUUUCUCCUACUCUCGACAAAUGUGGAAUCGAAACCAAACUGCAAGAGCUUUGUCUAAGAAACUUGAACGCACUGGCUUCGUAUAAUUUGAUCACAAUGGAUGAGGACAUAAACAUCAAGACUACAGAGAGUGGGAAGCUGAUGGCUCGAUAUUGUGUUGCGUUUGACACCAUGAAGCAGUUUAUGAAGGUGACCGGUACAGAAACCUUGUCUGAACUGGUCGAUAUAAUAUCGAAGGUGAAGGAGUUCAGUGACGUCCAGCUAAGAGUCAGUGAGAAGAGAACCCUGAACAUGCUAAACAAGGAUAAGAACAGGGUCACUAUCCGGUAUCCGAUGGAGGGAAAGAUCAAAAGCAAUGACAUGAAAGUUAACUGUUUGAUUCAGGCUCAGCUGGGCUGCAUCCCGAUUCAGGAAUUUGGACUCACGCAAGACACUGGGAAGAUUUUCAGGAGUGGAAUCAGACUUAGCAAAUGCCUGGUGGAGUUUCUCACUCAACACUCCAAGAAGAAUUUCUCAGCCCAACUCAACGCCGUGAUUCUGGCCAAGUGCUUCAGAGCCAAGCUGUGGGAGGAUUCGCCCUACGUCUCCAAACAACUGGACAGGAUUGGGUUAUCUUUGGCUAAUGCAAUGGUGAAUGCAGGACUGACUUCAUUCAGCAAAAUUGAAGCCAUCAAUGCUCGAGAACUGGAGCUGAUCGUGAACCGACACCCUCCGUUUGGAAACCAGAUUAAAGAAGCCGUCAGCAGACUCCCAAAAUACGAAGUUAGUCUGGAACAGCUUCCCCGUUACAGUGUCUCCACCGCAGAGAUCGUUAUCACAGUGAACUUGAAGAACUUUGAGGAGCGGAUGUUGAAAAGGACUGCACCAGACUAUCAUUAUAUCACGCUCAUAAUCGGAGACUGUGACAACAACGUCAUCUUCCAGCAGAAGAUCUCAGACACUUUACUGCUGAAAUCUGGAAGCUGGUCGAGGAGGAUCGAGGUGACGAGAACGCCUAGCGGAGAUGAGAUCAGCGUCAAUUUAAUCAGCUCUGAGUAUGUUGGUCUGGAUAUCCAACAGAAAUUCAGUGCCUUCUACUCAGGAGCAAAGACGUUUAGAGCUGAAUCGUACGGAGCAGAGAGUCCAGCGUUUAUGAGAAACAUGAGAGAAAGUCCACAGAGAAACACCAGCACGGAGAAACCUCCCGCAGCACAAGCUACUGUGCAGAGAGACCGGUUCAAAACAGAUCGUGCUCAAAUCGAUCCCAGCAAACGGCAGUGUAACCACUUUUGUAAAAACAAGCAGCUCUGUGGUCAUGAAUGCUGCAAAUUUGGUGUACAGAAAAGGCUCGUGAGUCAGGAUCCCACUUUCUCAUCAUAUCUCCAUGAUCUAAAGCUGAGGAACGAUAAACUCAUGGAGACCCCGGUCAAGCGCUUGAAGAUGAGGAUGAAAAGUGAGGCAGAGGCCAUCAACAUGCAGCAGUUCUCCUACACACCGAAAGAACCAGUGCCUGCUGCUACACGGAUUCAGAGAUGUCUUGCUACACCUCAACAGCAGGCGUAUGUUGAGUCAUGUCAUGAUGAGUACAACGAGAACACUGAAGAUUUUUAUUCUGAAAUGGAUGACGCAGUGGAGGAACAGGUCUUCCAGACUAACGCCGACACUACAUUCCACAAUGCUUCCAUGAGCAGAGAAGCCACAAACAGAGCGCUGAGCAGAAUCCCUCCCGGUGAAGCCACAGCUCACAUCUCACACGCAGACCUCAGCACCGACGGUGGCUUUUCAUCCGACGUCCUCAACGUGAACUUUGACCUGGCGCUGGACGACUGGGACGAUUUCAGUGACGAUAACUUCAUGACAGCUUGUGAGGAUCUGUUCCAUCAGGGGCGUGGCUCUGCUCAAACUACAGGUCCUCCUGUCUGUGUGGAAGCUAAACCAGGAUCACUGAGACCUCAGACACCAUCAAGGGUUGGAGGUGCAGCUCUGCCGCCGCAAAAUACCGCAAAAAUGACUUUUACUACAAAGAGAGCGUGUCCGGAAUUUUCCGUCACCUCAGUGAAGCAGCCGCUCGCGAAACAGAGCGAAAAUAUCUCACGAAUGAAUUUCUUUACAAAGAGAGAUUCACCGUUCGAGGAGCACAAAAGCACCGGGAGGAGUCAGACGGACGAGGACCGAGAGGUCGACAUGUUCCUCGGUAUAUUUGAUGGAAUUUUCUGAAUUUUUUAAAAAAAAUUUUAUGAAUGAACGAAUUAAUUAAUUCUUUAAAAUGUUCUAUAUUAUACUAUAAAAGUAUACAGUAUUUACAUAAUGAAAAUUAUUUUUUUUCAUGAAUUUGUUCAUUCAAAAUGUUACGUAAGUUCUUCACAUGUGAAAUGAGUCAUGUUGUAAAGUUUAUAGCCUCCUGUUAAAAUUCAUUCCUUUAUUUAUCUAGCAAAAUUUACGCUAGAUGUGGUGAGGUUACGACUGCGCACACCGUGGAUAAAAAUAAACAAACAAACAAAUAAAUAAAAUGCCUUAUUUGCAAUAUAACACGAAUUUCACUGGAUGAAUUUGAACAUUUUAUGUUGUUAUUAUAUUAAGUAAUUUAAUUUAAAUAUACCGUAAUAUUUUGUAGUUUAAAAAAAAAAUGAAAUGUUCAUAAAUUGCAUGUUUUUAAAAGUUAAACAAAAGAAAUAAAUUCAGCAGGGAUGAGAAGAAAUCUAUGAAUGAAAUGAAAUGUGAAAAAUCAGGUGUCUUUUUAACAUAAUUU
This is a messenger RNA of Ictalurus furcatus (blue catfish), 5981 nucleotides long. It is a transcript of the gene hfm1, whose product is annotated as helicase for meiosis 1. The record is from RefSeq and is a predicted model, not a curated record. The transcript has 39 exons. NCBI's taxonomy places the organism in Eukaryota, Metazoa, Chordata, Actinopteri, Siluriformes, Ictaluridae. Gene Ontology annotation, molecular function: ATP binding; nucleic acid binding. The coding region runs from base 2012 to 5449 and encodes 1145 amino acids.